UCAGAAGGUACCGCAAAAAUUGUAAUAAACAAGAAAAGAAGUUCAUAAUAAAUAUGAACUAUCUGCUGGCUGGUUCGGCAAGCAAAAGAGUUAUAAGUUGUGUGAAAUCUGCAUGGCUGCGAACCUUGAGUACGGAAAUGGAAGGCGGACUUAUCGAAAACGCAAUUCGCGCGGGGCUGCUGAAGGAAUUAUCGCCGGUUCACGUGGAAGUAGUGAAUGAAUCGUACAUGCACAAUGUACGGAAAGGGUCCGAAACGCACUUCAAAGUGUUGGUGGUUUCUCAGAAAUUCGAAGGAAUGCCUCUAAUAAAGCGGCAUCGUUUGGUGAAUGAUAUUGUGAAGACUCAACUAGAAGGAGAUUUCGUGCACGCUCUAUCGAUUGUUGCCAAAACGCCUCAACAAUGGGACCCGAAUUAUGUUGUUGAACCCAGUCCCAACUGUUUGGGUGGUUUUGGCAAAUGAUGUUUACCAAAUAAUGUUUAAUUUGUUUUAAAUGGAAGAUGUGUUUAAGAAAAAUUAGCAUAAAUAUAAGUAGGCUCGAAAGCAUAUACUCUUGUUGGCGCAGUUUG
This is a messenger RNA of Anopheles bellator, 568 nucleotides long. Its product is annotated as bolA-like protein DDB_G0274169. The record is from RefSeq and is a predicted model, not a curated record. The transcript has 2 exons. The coding region runs from base 54 to 461 and encodes 135 amino acids. Lineage: Eukaryota; Metazoa; Arthropoda; Insecta; Diptera; Culicidae. Gene Ontology annotation, cellular component: mitochondrion.